This is a messenger RNA of Nezara viridula (southern green stink bug), 291 nucleotides long. Lineage: Eukaryota; Metazoa; Arthropoda; Insecta; Hemiptera; Pentatomidae. The record is from the annotation of a GenBank genome assembly.
AUGAGAUACCCCUCGGUCGUAAAUUCGUAUACAAAUUCGAGAAGUAGAACAAACACAUAUGUAUACGGAAUGAGGCCGGCAGACUGGAUACAGUACAGAGAGCACAGAAAGGCAUCCUGGUGGAUAGGGAGUGGGAGGAACCGCCAGAAGAUGACGGAGCCUGCAGAAGCGUCGAUGGUUCGUGAUGAUGAAGAGACUGCUGAAGGAGCCCCGGGCAGAGGAGCAAGGAAGAAGACAAAGUGCAGUCCCAUCAAAAGGCACGCAACCGCAUCUGGGAUGCACCGCAUGUAA